GAUACGGGUGUCUCACUGUACGCUAAUAAUAAUCAGUCACUGCUGACUGGGUGGGUUGGUGAAACGUGUUUGUUUGUGUUUUAAACCUGCCUAUUCAAUUCGGCUUCUUUAAAUUGGAAUUUACUUUUAUGCAUUUAAACGCAGCACUUUCACGACAACCCCGAAGCUGUGCGGGAUCGUUCCAGGUGUCGUACUUGUGGAUAAAACCAGAGAGUAAAAUGUCAACUAAUAUGCGAGGAUGUUGAGUGACUGAAAUCCGCACAGGGAAGUUGGCGGACAUGAUUAUUAUCCUUGGAAUGAUGACGUCACUUCUUCACGUUCUCACAGCGAUGAGUGAACUUCCCCAACCUGUCAACAUUGCCCUGACCUCCAAUAAUUUCAUUCAUAUGCUAACAUGGAAGCCCGGACCUGCCACACCUGCGGAUGUUUAUUACCAAGUCUUUUUCAUCACAGACACGGGAAUCGAUUGGCUCCCAGUGGCUUCUUGCCAGCAUGUGCAUUACCCUCUGGUUUGCAACAUGACCCAAGCCUUCUCCAACCCCAGUCUGGUCUACAUAACCCAAGUUGUAGCCAAACUGGGGGAUCAGGCCUCCCUUCCAACUAGCCACCCUGGUUUCCAGCCCAUAAAAGACACUUACUUGGACCUGCCGUUAAUGACCGUGGCUCCUUGUGGACAAAACUUGUGUGUGGAACUUCAGCCUCCAAUGCAGCACCUGAGGGACUUCUAUGAACCUCUGAGUUACCAACUCCGCGUCAAGAGCAGCGAUGCAGAAAAAGAGCUGGAAACCAAAUCUCUGAAGAGAGUCACUCUGGAGAACCUCGCUCCCGGUAGGGACUACUGCAUCUCGGUCCGCUUCUUUGACAACCUUGUCCCCAGGGUGUCCAACUACAGCCAAGCUCAAUGUACUUUCAUCCCGGGUAUCUUUACUUCAGAGUUACCAAUCUUCGCUGUGUUGUGUAUCGUAAUGAUCGUUGGCGUCAUCACUAUCAUCCUUUUGGUCUAUACCGGAUUCAUCUGUCGAAGAAAAAGACCUGUUCCCCGAGUUCUGACGUCCGUACCUCACAUUGAGGAGGUCCUGCUGUUUGUGCCCCAAAUCGCAUCCUUGUCUUCGUUCUUGGAGAAAGCACCAGUGCACUGUCCAGAUGAAGAAGUGUACUUUCACACACCAAUCAGUAGGAUUGCAGAGAACUCUUCUGAAAACAGGAACAGUAAUUACAAAACGUGUCGGACUUCCAAACUUCUCUGUGCUUCCUCGUCUUCGUUUGAACAGCUGCCUGGCAGCUCUAUGGACUCAAAUUCUGGAACUUUCCCGUUAGGAUUUUCUAGCCCUCAGGCUCAAGUGUGGGUUUUGGACGACACGUCUUCAAACGCAGCAUCACAACACUCCACAGCAAACAGAGACUUGAUUUCGGACUUUGUGUUGGACUUGGACCACAGUCUCCUUGCAGACCAAGAGACGUUAGAGUCAAUGGAGCUGGAGAAUGGAGGCUAUGGCGAGACGGACAACCAGAAUGUUAACCUCCUCACGUUGGUUUUGGGCAGGAAUGUGGAGGAAAAUGAGGAGAAAAGCUUUUUGGACCAAUCAGAUGUGGAGAGCUUUGUCCAGAAAGAGUAUGACACCUUGCCAGUGACGGCCAGCGAGGAUCCCUUGGAAACAAUUCCCUUGUCUGUUGAUGAUGAAGAUGAACAGUCUGUUUACAUGAGACGUCCAUCUCCAUCAUUCUUGUAGAAUGUGUCUCCCUUUUUUCAUCAGCCGUUGAGAUUACUUGUAUAGUUGGUAGCCAGAGUCCUGAAACUGGUGGGUAUUUUUUGUCCAACACACUAAUUUUCUUUGCCCUUUUUAUAGGAUGUUUUUUAUAAAAACGUUACACAAUAAGCACGUUACUAAAAGCUUUAUAACAAGUCAUUUAAUUAAUUACUUUUUAAUGUCCGUUACAACGCCGUAACUGAUACAUUUUAGUGUAACAUGUCACACUUUUUUUGAUGCAUAAAAGACAGAUUUAGAAUCUCAGCAAGUUCACUUCAGAAAGUAGCUCUUUACUAGUGCAAGUGGCAGUCUCUGCACACACACACACACACACACACACACACACACACACGCGCGCGCAAUACUACCAGUACUGGGGAAUAAUGAACAUUCAAUAAAGUGACAAUCAUCAACUAUAAUAAUCCUACAGUAACACGUUUGUGGACACAGCCAUUGACGCACGUUGCAUUGCUUUAUUAACUAUCAGUAAAAAAACUAAAAAAACAUUCCACCAAUCUCCUUCCAGUCUGCAGACUACCAAUGCUAAGCUAAAACAGCCAAUGAGUGCGCCAUCACUGACGUCACGCUUUACUUGACAACAGGCACCGCCUUAUAAAGGCAUACACUCACGCACUCUUCUCUCAUGAAACCUCCCUCAACUGUAGAGAUCAGAUAUAUGAUAGUUAAAUAUAAACUAAUGCUUUGAUUUCCCCAGUAAUUGAUCACAUAUAUUAAAGAAUAAUUCCAUUAGUAAUUCAAUUACUUUUUUGGGAAAGUAACAAGUAACUGUAAUUGAAUUACUUUUUUAAAGUAAUUUUCAAAACCCUGAUCAUAGACAAAUAGUAUAUGUUGUUUUGUUUAGAUAGCUGGGGGUACUUAAGAUUUAAAACAUACAGUUUUUGUAUGCCACACUUUUCUUUUUGGAAUGGAUCGAUAAUCGUACCUUCCUGUCUCCCCGUAGUAAGUACAUUUCCACGAAAUUGGAAUUUGUUUUAAUUGUUUAGGAAUUUAAGGUCUUUCAGACACUCCACACCAGCUUGUAAACAUUUCCUACGCUCCUAAAACACUUCAUACACUCUAAAACCAAUGUAAUAUAAAUAUGAAACCUUAAAUAUCAAUGUACUCACCGACUCCAAUCAGCUAAAGUCUCACUCAAUAACUUCACGCUGCAAGCUUCAGGAGUUUACUAAGGAUUUUGUGAGACUAAAAAAGCACAAAGAAAAUGUAAUUGUAAACUAAUAGCACAAUGCUUAGCCAAUUAGUGAUUAACAUGUACAAAUGAUGCAUUGAACACUACUGGAGACAUGCAGCAGUUAGAUUAAAUAUACAUGACACUGUGAAUGUAACACUUACAGGUUUUUGUGAGCAAAAGAUGAGUUGUGUAGAUGAAAAUGACUCGACUUGGCGGACUUCUACUUCUGGUUCAAAGCAAGUAACGGAGGGAAAGUCACUGUAAUAAACGGGAUACCUGCAAUGAGUACAUCUGACCACAAGUAGGUGCUGUUUCUACAAACAAUGACUCCCAACACUGCAUUACACUGAUAGCAUAAAAGUCUUAAUGCACCGUGACUGUAA
Messenger RNA from Nerophis lumbriciformis (worm pipefish), 3323 nucleotides. RefSeq names its product cytokine receptor family member b2 (gene crfb2). NCBI's taxonomy places the organism in Eukaryota, Metazoa, Chordata, Actinopteri, Syngnathiformes, Syngnathidae. Gene Ontology annotation, cellular component: plasma membrane. Gene Ontology annotation, molecular function: cytokine receptor activity; protein binding. Gene Ontology annotation, biological process: cytokine-mediated signaling pathway. The record is from RefSeq and is a predicted model, not a curated record.